Molecule: messenger RNA, 3140 nt
Organism: Micropterus salmoides (largemouth bass)
Lineage: Eukaryota; Metazoa; Chordata; Actinopteri; Centrarchiformes; Centrarchidae
Exons: 3
Coding region: 642-2690 (682 amino acids)
Biological process (GO): hormone-mediated signaling pathway; G protein-coupled receptor signaling pathway
Cellular component (GO): plasma membrane
Molecular function (GO): growth hormone secretagogue receptor activity
Source: RefSeq, a predicted model, not a curated record
AUUGAAGAAGACUUGAAACUUGCGACUGAGACCAUAAACUCAUUAGGACAGUGUUUAAUGUGGUAAUAAAUGAAAAAUAGGUUCACUUUAUCAGUAGGUCAAAUGCAAUCGGAAUUCAGAAGACUCGCCCCCUGCUGGCCAUUCGAAAGAAUGCCGGUUUAAGGCACUUCAACAUUGACUUGACUGUUCAGACCUGGUAACAGCUGCUUGGUAAAGUCAACAUGUUGAUUAUGCUCUUAAUACAUGCUAAUUAGUGAGCUUUAGUGCUGCUGCUAUGGAUUUCUUUACCCUUUCACAGAGCCAGGCUAGCUGUUUCCCCCUGUUUCCAGUCUUUGUGCUAAGCUAAGUUAGAGUAUCUGGCCGCUGGCAGUAGCUUCAUAUUUACCGUAUAAACACGUGAGUGGUGUCAAUCUUCUCAUCUAACUCUCAGCAAGAAAGCAAAUAAGCAUAUUUACCAAAAUGCCAAACUAUACCUUUAUAUUUUAACAGGUUAGCUGUUUUAGUAACGUGCAGGGUGCAGUAAUAUUAAGAAUCUUUUUCAUGUGUCUGACAAUGUGUAGAGUUAUGAAAUAAAUACAAAGUGGUUCUGAUAAACCAUAUUUCAUGUUGUAGUGUGUGUCACGGCCAUUUACAUUCCACUGAUGCUCUUCGGCCUUCUGGGAAAUAUAUUAACAAUUCUGGUGGUUUGGCUCCGACCUCACAUGAGAAGUUCUACCUACCUCUACCUGAGCAGCAUGGCUGUUAGUGAUCUGUUGAUACUCCUACUGCUACCUCUGGAUCUGUAUAAGCUCUGGAGGCCCAGGCCCUGGCCCUUAGGAGACCUUGCCUGUAAGAUGACGAUGUUCCUCUCAGAGUGCUGCACCUUCUGCACCAUCCUCCACAUCACCUUCCUCUCCCUAGAGAGGUACCUGGCGGUCUGCUGGCCAAUCACUGCCAAGACCCUGGUGACGCGACGCAGAACCAGGGCUCUCAUUGGCUGCCUCUGGCUGGGUGCAGCCGUCAGCGCAGCGCCGGUGUUGGUCAUGGUUGGAGUGGAGGAAGUUGGGGGAGAGGAGCUAGUGCUCGGUGGAUGGAGGGAGGACGGUGGGUGGCGGGAAGGAGAACAGGGAGGCUUUAUGAGAGGUGGAGGGGAAAGAGGAAGUGGACACAUGGCCUUGAUGGAUGGAAGAUUGGAAGGAAUAAAGUGGAACGAAAAAGAGAAAAGAGGAUGUGGUGAAGGAGUUCAGGAGUUAAAAUGUUUUGGAGAGAAAGAAGAAAUUGGAGGACGAGAUGUGAGGAAACAAGGAGGUGGAGGAAAAGUGUUUGUUGAAAAACAAGCGGAUGAGGGAGAAAGUGAAGAAGAAGGGAAGAUGGAAGAUGAGGGGGAGCGGCAAAAUAAAAUGAAAGAAGAUGAGGGAGGAGGAAGGGAAGAAGGUGUUGAUGGAGGUCGCGGAGGAGAGAUUGACAACAGAGAGUGCCGCUGCACGCAAUAUGCCGUCUCCUCAGGCCUGUUGUCGGCCAUGAUGAUUCUCUCCAACUUGUACUUCCUGGUACCGCUCUGCAUCCUGGGACUGGUCUACAGCCUGAUUGGACGGACAUUGUGUCUCCGUCCACAAAGCAGUCGUAGAGACCAGAGUCACCGGCACACUGUCAAGAUGCUGGGAGUGAUCGUCUUGGCGUUUGUCCUGUGCUGGCUGCCCUUCCAUGUGGGUCGGACCAUUUUCUCUCUUUCUCUGGGCACCGGUUCAGACACACAGGAAACAUACACGGACACAAACUCACACUUAGACGUUACCAUGCUCUCUGACAUCAGCACAGACAGAAAUAUCAAUAUACGCACUGUUACUAAACCAGCUGGCCACUCAGACUCAGACACGCAUUUCAAAACCUCCCCCAAGACUGAAAAGAUGACUGCGCACGCUCACACAGAGGGAGAUGAAAUAUUGUGUGACAUCUGUACAAAGACCAAAGUCAAAAUCAACACACACAAUGAUGUGGACACAGAAACUGAGACACACACUGCCAUGGGCACACAAUCUGACAAACGCUUACAUUCUCAUGACAUAUCACACACCAGAGAGCAACACAUAACCACUGGCACGAGCACACAUAAUGUGGAUCCUAGCACUGAAAUGUAUACACAUUCUGAAACACACAAUGACACAACGCAUGUUAACACACAACUGGGCAGAUUUACAGAGAGCAGAAACACAAAUGAUCAAAUGCAUAACAGCACAAACACCACUACACAUCAUGACACACACAAAACGACACAUAUUAUUAAACAAGAAUCACAUUCACAGACUAGUUUCCAUACCGACAAAAGCACCAGCAGGCCGAGCAGUCCACACACACUCACUGACACGCAGAACAGCACAACCAUUUGCAUGAACUCACAACACGACACACCUAAACACACACCUGUGACACCCACAGACCUGUACGAUGAUAAUACACACUAUGACACACACGUCAAUAAUACACACGCACACCCUGACACACACUUGUAUUUUUUAUACUAUCUGUCUCAAUAUUUCAACCUGGUGUCCUCUGUCCUCUUCUACCUCAGUGCUGCUGUCAAUCCUUUACUGUACAACCUGAUGUCUGCCAGAUAUAGACACGCUGUGCACAGCCUCAUGCACACACACUCUCAAACACCGUCUCAACGCCUGCGCACAGUCACAGCACGGCACUCCACGACCACGUUGUAAGGGCAAAUACUGUAUGCGAAGAACUAGACGCACACGCUGCAUGCAAAAAGGGGAAACAAUCAAGCAAACACAUUGCGGUCACUGUUUAAACCUCAUCGCUUUUCAUUUAAACAAUGUCUUGGUACCUUGGUAAUGGCAAAAACUUUGUGGUCAUUGGUGGUACUGCAAAGGCCAUGACAAUAUCAAGAACCACAACUUAAUUAAAGGCUUUGAUGUAUAGAUGAAUAAACAGCAUUUUUAUUUUUCUCGAUUAAUUGAAGCUUUACAUCUGUAAAUCUUGGUGUUUUAGGGACACUCUUUUCUUUAUAUUUGGACCAUAGAUUUUGCCUUCAGAUCAAAGCAUCCAUUUUGACUUGUCAAACACAAUGCUAACUUUUUUGCUCCUAAAUAAAAAAAAAUCUAGGAGCACACAAAGAAAUGUAGGAGCACAGUCAAUGUGAAUGUUCAAGU